Nylanderia fulva is the source of this 2962-nucleotide messenger RNA. NCBI's taxonomy places the organism in Eukaryota, Metazoa, Arthropoda, Insecta, Hymenoptera, Formicidae. The record is from RefSeq and is a predicted model, not a curated record.
AGAAAGCACUUGCCUUCCGUCAAGCAGUAACUGUGAUACUGAACAAUGCAAUAUAAAGUCUAAUUUUAAUUUGAUAAGUUGUGAUAAUACAAAUGACAGUGAUAAUAUUAAAGAUUCUGCGCAUUUGACUGCAGAUGCUCCUUGUAUCGAUGAGAAUCUUAAUACAUUAGUUGUUAGUAACAAUAUUGAGAAAAGCGAUUCUCCAACAACUGUCAAUUCCAAUGCUACUUUAAAUGUUGAUGCAUCAUAUGUGACAUUUGAAAUCGAAGAAGGCACUUGCGUUCCAUCAAGCAGUAACUGUGAUACUGAACAGUGCAAUAUAAAGUCUGAUUUUAAUUUGAUAAGUUGUGAUAAUACAAAUGACAGUGAUAAUAUUGAAGAUUCUGCGCAUUUGACUGUAGAUCCUCCUUGUAUCGAUGAGAAUUUUAAUACAUUAAUUGUUAGUAACACUAUUGAGAUAAGCGAUUCUUUGCCAGCUAUUAAUUCUAAUGCUACGUUCAGUAUUGAUACAGCAAAUGUGAAUUACGAUAUCGAAAAUGUUUCGACAAUAACUAAGAUUUCGGAUGUUAAACAGAGCGUUCAAUGUUGUAAUAAAUUUUAUUCUACUUCUAAAAUAUGUGAAAAUGCGAAUGUUAUUGAGAAAUUUAGAAAAACUAAAAAACCUAAAAAAACUCCGAAGAUUCUAGAAAUACAAAAUGUUAAGAUAUUACUAAAGAAGAUUCCAGUGCACACAGAGAAAGUUGAUAAUAUUACAAAUAGUAUACAGAUGAAUAAUACGUAUAAUAUCGAUAAUAGUGAUGUUUCUUCAAAUGCAAACGGGACUUACGUUAUCGAUAAUAUUUCAAGUGAAACAUCUUGUCCAGUUGCAGAAUCUACACUCAUAGAGAAUCAGUUAGACUUAGAGUGUGAAAUCCAUAAUAAUAAUUCUGAGUCUGAUGAUACAUCCAUUACAUCUAAAAAUAAUUUAGAUAGUAGUUUUCAUUUGUCAGAUUGUUCUAAGCUUGAAGACACAGAUGAAGAUGAAGAUGAAAAUGAAACUAAAAAUACACAUGAACGUACGAUUAAUACAAGUAAAAAUAAAUCUGUGAACAGGACAUUAAAUUUGACAUCAACAUUUUCAUCUGAAGUAUGUGAUGAUAGAAAUAUGUAUGUGGAAACUUCCAAUAAUCCUAAAUUAAAACAAAAUAUGUGCGUAUAUUGUGAAAAAUUUCAAGCGCAAAUUGCAAGACAUUUAGAAACAGUACAUAAAGAAGAAGAAGAUGUGAAAAAGUUUCGUCUUUUACCUAAGGGUAAUCCGGAACGAAAGAAGAUUAUUGGUCUACUUAGACGAAAAGGAAAUUUCAUAUAUAAUACUAAUUCUAACUUAAAUAAAGGAGAUUUAAUUGUAUGCCGGCGUCCAAGAAAUGAAUUGAAUAGACAAGCAGCCGAUUUUAUUCCUUGUGCUAAAUGCAAAGGGUUUUUUUCUAAAAAUAAUAUAAGACAUCAUUUUGCAUCAUGUGCGCCAAAAAGGGAAUAUCCUCAAAGAAAUGUUAAAAUAUUGGGACGUACUGUGGCUUGUCGAAUUCAUUACAGUGCAAAUACACCAUUAAGAAGAUUGGUGUUCCCAGUAAUGAGGGAAGACAGCGUAACUCAAAUUAUUAGAUAUGAUGAACUGCUAAUUGCUUUUGGCAAUAAAAUGUGUCAGAAGUAUCGUCUCCAACAUCAGCACGAUAUGAUUAGAGCGCGACUGAGAUUACUUGGACGAUUUCUUAUUGUUUUGAGAGAUCUUGAUAAUAGUAUAGUAGAUUUCUCUUCAAUAUAUAAUCCAACAAAUUAUGAACAAUGCAUUAAAGCUGUAAAUAAACUUGCACAAUUCGAUGAAAAGACUUGGACAUAUAAAAUACCAUCUAUUGCAACAUCUUUAGGAACACUUAUAAAACAAAUUGGGAAACUUUUAAGAAGUAUAUGCAUUAAGAAACAAGAUUGUAGCAAACAAACUGUGGUAGAAAAUUUUUUGAAAUUAUUUGAAGAGGAUUAUCCUGUUGCUGUAAAUAAAAUUGUGUUUGAAACUCAAGGGCAUCGAAAAAGGCAAAAGAAUAUUGUCUUGCCAUCUAUAGAUGAUAUAAAAAUAUUCAAUGCUUAUCUCAAAGCUGAACGCAUAAAAGCUCUAGAAUCUUUACAAACAAAUGGUUUCUCAAUUCACGCAUGGCGUAUGUUAACUGAAAUAACAUUAAUAUCGAUUAUGAUAUUUAAUAGAAGACGUGCUGGUGAACUGGAGCGUGUUUUAAUUGAAAAUUUGGAAAAUUGUGCGGCAAUUUCAAAAGAAGAAGCACCUGAAUUAUAUAAAUCUUUAUCUAAAUAUGUACGGAUGACAAUACGCGGCAAAUUAGGGAGAACGGUUCCUGUGUUACUCCAUGAAGAAAUAUUAAAAUGUAUGCAAAUGAUUAUUAAUUAUCGUAAAGAUGCUGGCGUACCCGAAAAUAAUCCUUAUAUUUUUGGUAUAUAUUCACUCGACAAAAGAAGAUUCAAAUAUUUGAGAGCAUGUGUAUUAAUGCGAAAAUAUUCUGUAAUUUCUGGGGCAAAAAUGCCAACUUCGUUACGAGGUACAAUAUUGCGGAAACAUAUUGCUACAGUAUGUAUGUCAUUAGAUAUAUCUGAACAUGAAGUGAAUAAUCUAGCUGAUUUCAUGGGCCAUCACGAAAAAAUACAUAAAUCGCACUACAGACAGUCAAUCGUAACAAAAGAUUUGGCUAUAUCACGUUUACUCAAAUACGCACAAGGAGGAGACACAACAGAUGAAAGUGAUAAUGUUGAUGAUGAAAAUGAAAACAGGGAUGAUUCGAUUAAUAAUGAUAACUCAAAUUUAAGUUUAAAUACUUCUGAUACUUUAUCAUUAAUACAAACGAGAUCAUCUAAACUGCCACUGUUCGAAAAUCGAACGUCUAAUGCAAAAAAAAAAAAGCUUAAAACAUUAUUGCGUUAA